Messenger RNA from Vitrella brassicaformis, 2683 nucleotides. Lineage: Eukaryota; Vitrellaceae. The record is from the annotation of a GenBank genome assembly.
CGGGUGCUGGGGGAGGAAAGUCCACACACCGUGUCGUGUGAAUGGACACGACGAAUGCGCCCCAGAUCAUCCCUCACCACAUCGAGAGCGUCCAAUAUACCCCUUUCGCGGCAAGGUAGGUACAAACACACUCUGCUGCGCACCUCUGUUCCAUUCACUCUGCCGGUUCGUGUGUGCGUGUGACCACACUCACAGAUGGGUGCCGCAUUCGCCGCGUUUCGUCAUCUUGGGUCAGUUGCCGCGGGCCACGGGGUGCCUCAAAAUAUACGAGAUGGAGAGGGAGAAGCUCAAGAUUGUCGCUGACGUAAGUAGACUUUAAGGGCCAUUCUCACGGCGAACAACGGGCGGAUCUCCGUGUGUGUGUGUGUGUGUCUGUGUCUGUGUCUGCAUGGCGUGCGUGUGGAUCCCAUCCCGUCCAACCACGUACAUGUGCAGACUGAGAAGCCGGCAGGGCUGCAGUGCGGGACGUUUGCGGCUUCCCCCAAUGAGAGCGCACUCAUCGCCACGGGCGACACCAAAGGCAAUGUCGCCAUGUGGUCAGCAAGCAAUGAACGACGCACGCACACUUUGUGUGUGAUGUGUGGUCUCUGUGGGAUGGAUGGAUGGAUGGAUGGCUGCAGGGACAUCGAUGCGCUGAGCCGUCCGAUGUGGUCGUGUGUAGAGGGGCACAAGGGCAUCGUCAACGCCAUCGACGGAUGCGGGUGGGGUGCGUCCGGAUGCACUGCACCAAUCAGUACUUACACACACAGGCCAUCCCACCUAUGUGUGUAUUCACCACGUGCGGCGAAUGCGUGCAGGGGUCAGAAUAUUGGUUAUGGGGCGCCGGAGCUCGUCACGGGCGGCAGGGACGGUACGCUUAUUACAGACACACGACGCCACGCCCCAUUGAUGCGUUCUUUCAUCGCUGCCUGGCCUGCAGGGUGUGUCCGUGUGUGGGAUCCACGGCAGGAGGACGCUGUAGUGGCACUAGAACCGGUAAGCGAUGGAUGGAUGGAUGGAUGACAAUGUCUGUCUCGCAUGUGUGUGUGUGUGUGCGCUGCAUCUGCAUCUAUCUGCCCGUCCGUCCACUAUGGAUGGCUUGCCUGCAGGUAGAGGGCGAGACGCCGGCUGACUGCUGGGCGGUGGCGUUUGGCAACGCACACAACGAGCAGGAGAGAUCCAUCUGCGCCGGAUACGACAACGGUAUAUAUGAGCGUAUUGUAGGUACACACACAUGACAUGGAAUCGAUCAUGCACACCACACCACACCACACCCAACACAACACAACACACAACGCAAGGCCCAUCACACAAUGCAGGUGAUGUCAAGUUGUUCGACCUUCGGACCAUGACACUAAGAUGGGACACCAACGUCAAGAACGGGGUGGGUCAGUUAGAGAGCGAGAGAAGAGAGACACAGCACAGGGUGGAAAGUGGUGUCAUAUGCUGAUUGAUGCAUCGAUACGCACGGUACAGGUGUGCGGGGUGGCCUUCGAUCGCAAAGACAUCAACAUGAACAAACUCGCCGUCGCCACGCUCGAACAGAACGUGGUACGCACACACACAGAGAGAGCCCCCCACCCCCUGCACACACCUCUUUAUGUCUGUGCACACCACACAGACGGUGUUUGAUUUGCGGACGUUUCACCCCGAGGAGGGCUACGCCGGGCGGACCGAGAAGGCCCACAAGUCGACGGUGUGGGGAGUGCACUUCCUACCACAGGUGGGUGGAUGGAUGGAUGGAUGGUGGGGUGUGGUGGUCAUCCCUAUGUCUGUCUGAUGUCGAUGUGGGUGCGGAUGGGGCACAAGCAGAAUCGUGAGUUGUUUGCGACGUGUGGCGGCAACGGGCAGAUCAACCUUUACAAAUAGUACCAACCACAGCACAGACAGCUGCACACAUCGUGGCGGGCACGGGCCUGUCUGUCUGUCUGUCUUUCUGUCUGUCUGUCUGUCUGUGUGUGUAGUUCGUAUCCGAUGGAGCGGAAGCGCAAAGACCCCGACAACCCCUCGCUCGAGAAGGGAGUCGCAGGUCAGUCAGCCGGGGUGUGUGGUGUGUGCACGUCUGCAGGGGUGUGGACGUAUGUGUUAUGCAUCGCAUUCAUGUGUGUGUGCAUGGGAUGGUAUGGGAUGGUAUAUGGUGCCCUCACUGCAGGUACGUUAGAGCUGCUGAAUCAGAAGGACAUCGCAACACAGCCCAUCGUCAGCUUCGACUGGUGGGUACCUAUACACACAGACACUCACUCAGGAGGUGUGUGUGUGGCGGGGAUGGAGAUGUGUGUGUUGUGUGUGUGUGUGUGUGUGUCUUGUGGGUGUAUGGGUGUGUCUUGUGGGUGUGUGUGUGGACAUACGCUACGCAGGCACCGUGACAAGCUGGGCCUGUCGUGCAUGGCGUGUCUGGACCAGACAGUCAGGGUCGUCAUCGUCACAAAGCUGGACACCUUCUGACAGACACUGACUGACUGCCACAUGUGUACAGACAGACAGACCAACGACGUCAGACAGACAUACAGGUACGUGUGGUGUGCUUAGGUGUCUGUCUGUCAAUACGGUCAUCCCCUGUCGACCGACACAUGAGAAAUACACACCACACCCUCACUCAAGGCUGUCUUGGACAGACAGAGAGGCCCAUAUCUAUCGAUGAGAUGAAGAACACAGAAAAGACCUUCCUCUUUAUAUACACGCUACGCUACACCCUACAGGCUUC